Molecule: messenger RNA, 4502 nt
Organism: Labrus mixtus (cuckoo wrasse)
Lineage: Eukaryota; Metazoa; Chordata; Actinopteri; Labriformes; Labridae
Gene: adra2db
Product: adrenergic, alpha-2D-, receptor b
Exons: 1
Coding region: 509-1783 (424 amino acids)
Biological process (GO): adenylate cyclase-activating adrenergic receptor signaling pathway; regulation of vasoconstriction; platelet activation
Cellular component (GO): membrane
Molecular function (GO): alpha2-adrenergic receptor activity
Source: RefSeq, a predicted model, not a curated record
ACACAGACACACACACUCUCUCUCCCUCCCUGUAUCUCCUGGAGUCCCACUCUCUCUUUUUCUCUCUCUCCUUAAGUUUAGAGAUGGGCUGGUCCUCGGAGUGAUGUCACCUCACUCCUGCACGGGCGUUCAUUCCACCCACAGCGAGCAUCGCUUUCCCAAAACGCAAACGCAGCUUUACGCACGGCUAUGUGACCGCGGAGGAGCGACUUCACUCGUGGAGCAUUGGAUUGUAAACUCUGUUGUGAUAUUUACGAAACUCCAUUUGCCCGUCGGGGAAAUCUGAAGCACCCAUCAUCAUGACGGGCUUCCUAUUUGGGCCGAUUCGUGCAUACAGGUACGGUGCCUUAUGUGGGUUUGACUCUAAUGGUACUGAUCUUGAGCGUUACGCACGAAAUACCUCUGCGCGUUAGUGGAAACCAGACCAGCGCACCCGGGCUUAGCUGUUUUGGGACAGAACAGGGUGCGAAAGAACCAACAUGAUACGAAAUAACAAAAUUGAGCCGGAAUGGAUUUAACCCACUAUAAUCGGUCGGUGGAAAACGUCUCCAACGAUGAGAACACCACGGACGCAGCGUUUGCAUUUCCACAUACGAUUUCAGCCACUGCGCUCAUCAUCGUGGUUGUUUCCGUGAUCAUUCUGGUGACUAUUGUGGGUAACGUGUUGGUGAUUGUAGCGGUGCUGACCAGCCGGGCUCUCCGUCCGCCCCAGAACCUUUUCCUGGUCUCCCUGGCUUCAGCGGACAUCCUGGUGGCCACGCUGGUCAUCCCAUUCUCGCUCGCCAAUGAGGUCAUGGGAUACUGGUACUUUGGGAGUACUUGGUGCGCUUUUUAUUUGGCCCUGGACGUCUUGUUCUGCACCUCAUCCAUAGUGCACCUGUGCGCUAUCAGCCUGGACCGCUACUGGUCUGUGACUAAGGCGGUCAGUUACAACCUGAAGCGGACACCUAAGCGCAUUAAGUCCAUGAUCGCCAUAGUGUGGAUAAUAUCUGCUGUCAUAUCCUUCCCUCCUCUCCUCAUGACCAAACACGCCGAGCGGGAGUGUUUGUUGAACGAUGAGACCUGGUACAUCCUCUCCUCCUGCUUGGUGUCCUUCUUUGCUCCGGGUCUUAUCAUGAUUCUGGUUUACUGCAAGAUAUAUAAGGUGGCCAAGCAGCGCUCCUCCACCGUGUUCGUGGCUAAAAACGGACUGGAAAGACAGCCGUCUCAGUCAGAGACCUGCUUCGUCCCGAAACAGGACCGGUUCGAGAUGGAGAGCCCCAGCAGCCAGAGUUCCGGCAGCAACCAGCCGAGGCAAGGUGAGUUGGAUGACAUCGACCUGGAGGAGAGCUGCUGCGCGUCGGAUACCAAACCACGCAAUCACCGCUUCACCAAGAGGAGAAAAGUGGAAGGAUCGGACUGCUGCCCUCCCCAGAACUGCCGCCUCUCUUGGGCUUCAGCCCGGGCGUUACAGCUCUACCCGGAGCAGAAGAACCAGGCUCGGAGGCAACAGCUGGCAGCAGCCAACAAAACUAAAGUGGCCCAGAUGCGGGAGAAACGUUUCACUUUCGUUCUGGCUGUAGUAAUGGGGGUGUUUGUACUCUGUUGGUUCCCUUUUUUCUUCACCUAUAGCCUACAUGCUAUCUGCAGAGACAGCUGCUACAUCCCUGGUGCACUUUUUAACCUCUUUUUUUGGAUUGGAUACUGCAACAGCUCUGUGAAUCCAAUCAUUUACACUAUUUUCAACAGGGAUUUCAGGAAAGCAUUCAAGAAAAUCAUAUGCAGGACUUCAAAACGCACAUAAACCCGAAGAGGGUUCCUUGGACUAAUAUUUUGUUUGGCCUCAUUCACUCAGCUGUGCUGAGAAGGAAGGAACUAUUGGAACUCAUUUCAUGGCUGACUGUUUUCCCUUCAAAAAAACAUUUUACUUUAACUACUGUUGUAUGGGGGAAAAAAAGCAGUGUUGUGUAAAAAAUACAUUAAAAAGUCUAUGAAUAAAUUGUAAAUUUGAGCAAAACAAAAAAGACAAAUAAUUUUCCUUUUUAGGUGAUGCAAAUAUGGUCUGAGAUAAAAAAAAAAAUGGAAACAGUUGUGCAACUUGAGAUAUAAAAGUUACAAUAUAUAGGUCAGUGUAUAAUGUGUCCUGCAAACCUGAUCCUGUGAACAAGAAAGAGACUAAUAUUUUAUUCUGCAGCAAGCAGAGGGAAAAAAGCUACUCCAGAGAGAAAUUGAAUGUGGCUGGCUUCCCGUGGUGGAGGCUGGUUCAAAGUGGGUGUUUUGUGUUGGGAUAUAAAGAAGAUUGAUCCGCUUCAUCUAUAAGAUAUGAGCAGAGGGAUAAGAAAGUAGAGGCUGUGAGUGAGUAAGUGUUUGUAUGUGCGUGUGUGUGUGUGUGUGUGUGUGUGUGUGUGUGUGUGUGUGUGUGUGUGUGUGUGCGCAUGUGUGCGUGCAUUUGUGUGUGUGUGUGUGUGUGUGUGUGUGUGUGUGUGUGUGUGUGUGUGUGUGUGUGUGUGUGUUGGUCAUGGAAGAAAGUUAAAUUAAUUCUUGGAAUGAUUUAAAGAGGCUUUAUCACCAUGUGGUGGAAAUAUGUGGCAUUAUCACAGGUAAUUCAGAUUGAUCUGUUUACAUGCUGCAGUGAAAGCUACAGCAAGGCUCCCUUCUUAUCACUGAACCCCCAAAUUUACGUAAGAGUUUUAUCUCGCAACCCAACCAAAACAUCACACCAGCUCACUGCAGAACAAUGGCAAAGCUGAGGGCUGAGUGUGCUAAAUCUGCUGGAUAAAUCUGUGUUUUUCAUUUCAACACCUCAGUAAAUAUUUAAACCUUGCGACAUCACAAUCCUGCUAUAUAACCUGGAUUUAGUGUCAUGGGACAGAGAUCAUUUGUGGGUUAUUUCCUAGCAAUAGUACACCAUUAUAUUGAACAAAAAUCCUAAUUCUAAAGUAUUUUUUUUUUGUUUUUCUCACAAAUAAAAAGGUUGAAGACAAUGUGAGAAAAAAGGUGAACUGGACAUGACAAACUAUGUGAGAAUCCUGAGAAAGCGGGAGGAUGCUCACUUGUGACACAUAAAUAGAAUAAUCCUGCCUCCUCGGUCUUAAAAAUAAAAUCUCUGCGCACAGUUAUUGCUAGUAAAGCUGGACUUCCAGCAGCUUCAAAUCUUCAUGAUUCAUUGAAACAUCUUUACAUAUAGCAACUAAGCUUCAGGCUGUAAUCCUCUGCUUUAUAAAGCUUCAUCAUUUGUGGAAAUUAAGGUAUUAUGGUUUCAAAAUCAUCUUAAUUUAAAUGACAUAUGUUGUGGUUAGAUUGAAGGGAUAUACAUAUAUGAACUAAACUUUUUUUCCAUACAGCCUCAGACUGCAGUCAGACAAUGAAGCAUCUGGGACAUACAGUGUAUGUGAAAGGUCGACAAUAUAUGAUGGAGCUUGCACACGGAGCCCUGUGCUUCUGUGGGAAAACUAGGGUUAGAGAGAAGACGGCUGACCAGCUCCAUAUCAGCUUAUUGUCUGCAUGGGGUGCACUAUUUAUAUCCUCUUAGGAAUGUCUUCAAAGCACUCCUACGGCUUACUGGCGCCUCGCCAAAGAUAAUUAUCCUGUUUGAAGGGUGUCAUGCUUAAAAAGAAUUCUAAAAAAGUUGCAUCAAGUGAUUUUUUUUUAGCCCGUAUUGAGGAGACAGUUGUUAAAAUAUCAUCAAGAGGAACAGGAGUGAAGGUGCAUGCACGCUUACUUUCAGCAGCAACAUUUGAGUCAUAAACACAAUCAGAUAGAAGUAGGGCUGGUGUGAUGAAGGAAACUGUACCUCAAAGGGAUUCUCAAACUCUUGAUACAAAUUAAAUGUGCGGGCCUUGUUGUGCUCAGGAGAGGCAGUUAAAUUAGAUUUGCAUCCUGUCUCCAUCUUGAAACCUACUGAGGUGGAAGUGAUGUUAAUUUGGACACGUGUAAGUUAAUGCAAUGUUGUUGUGUGUUACAGGUAACUUAAUUUCUCAAGAGAGCACGGCCAUCACUCUUAAUGUCUGUUGCAUCGUCUGACGAGUAAAUAUUUACAUGAACACUCAUGUAAUUUCCUCUCCGAUUUUAUACUGAGAACUAUCCAACAAGACAAGCUAGUCCCUUGUUAAAUCUUGCUUCCAAAUUCAAUUAUCUUUUUAAUCAACUGCUCCACAUGCAGCAACAAAAAACUGAGCACAAUUUUAGCUGGUCUGUUCUCUGUCGCGCACUUCAGCUGUGUGUCUUAUUUUAGAUAGAUUUGUUACUGUAAUGAGGUUUUUGAUUGGUACAACUGUUGAAACUAUUAUCCAAGUCUGUCGUCUUCAGCACUUUGUUACUACACUUUCAAAGCAACAUAUUAAAGGGGCGCUUUACAAUAAAUGAGGUGCUAAGCCCCAGUCGUUGUAAACCACUGUAGAUCUUUCACUUUUUGUUUCUAAGCUCUGCAGAAAUCUCUCUGAGAUUGUUUUGCUUUACUGAUAAUUGAGCUGAAUUUUGUCUUUGUCAUUCAAACAGUGAAUAUCAACAAUUAAUUCAUCUUA